AUGACACAGAAGAUAAAAUUCCAAGUAGUCUACGCUACAGGUAGUGACGAUGAUUACAGCAGCUCGGCCCUGGAGGACCACGGUCCCUCUGUUAAGGGUUGGAGAUCUGAGCGGUUCUGUGUGUUCCCCCAGGAGCUCGUCCUUCAGCUCCCUAGUAGCAUCAGAGUGAGGAAGUUGCAGCUGCUCUCCCACCAGUUCCUGAUAGCUAGGAAGGUGGAGCUAUAUGUGGGGGAGUGUAGGAGGGGAGGGUCUGCGGGGUAUCAGAGUGCUUCUUUUGAUAGGUUGGGGUAUAUUUCCUUUGAGAGCAACGAGAAGACACAGUUUAAAGCAAGGGAGUUAAAGUCGGUACAUCUGGACUGUACCGGCACCUUUGUCAAGCUAGUGUGUCAGAAGAACCAUGUUAAUAAACACAACAUUUUUAACCAGGUAGGGAUCGUGGCGGUGAACAUUAUCGGGGAGUAUCUCUCCAACUCUCCGGAUAAACCAGAGUCUUACCGGGAUAUAAACAUAGCUAAUGAGAACACUGAUCCAGUGGUCAUGGGGAAUAUAAACAAGCCUUCAAACAUGUCUCUGAUAGACGACAUCACCUUUGGGGUGUACCAGGAUCCGGAGGUUGCCAGGGUGAUCCAGCAGUUAGAGAGGAAGAAACACCUAGCUAUAGAGGAGGAGAAGUAUGACUUUGCUAAGCGCUUGAAACAGGCUAUCGGUGAUUUGUAUAAAGUGGGGGAGAAGCUGGGGAGGCUGGAGAAGGAGAAGAAGGCGGCUGUAACCGAAGAGAACUAUGAUCUUGCUCAAGCGAAGAAGAUUCAAGCGGAUGAGAUCAGAGUGGUUGUGUUUCAGCAGCUGAAUAUCCAGAGUCUGCUUCAGUCAGACCGACUGUUAACAGACGACACCCCCCACGUCUUAGUAAGGUCUCCACCCCACCAACUCCCAGCUUUACCAGACCCCUCCCCCGCUCCACCUCCCACCUACAAUCAGCCUCCUUACCAGCAGCCCCCCAGUGCAGUUCCCUCUCUCCACUCUGACGGUGGUUACAUUGCCGCCCCAGAUCAAGUGCCAGAACAGCCGGUGAGACCCCGGGGCGGGGACCGUCCCAUCCCUACUCUAGCUAACAAGACGGCACAGGAGCUGGAGGAGGAGGAGGUGGAGACUCCAAGGGACCCUGACGGUCCUGACGAGCACAGUAUGAAGGUAGCUCAUGAUCUGAACCAAGCAGUGGACCUGUUCGGACAGGUUACUGUUGCGUGUCUGUUCUGCAAACAGUUUGCACUCCGAGAGAAGGGCAUCAACCAGAUAUCAGAGACCCUGUCCACUCUUGAAACCUCCUCUCCAACAUACUCUGUCAGAGCUCUCAUCCAGGUCUUUCAACAAGCCUUCACUGAUCCUGUCUACAACACCUUGACAGUCAAUCUGGAUGUUUUCAAGUCAUUGCUUAAAAGGGAUGUUCUUUCAAAGGGCCAUACAACGGAGCUAUGUAAUCAGACCCUUCCUAUCUUAUUAAGGCGGGUCGGGGAAAACGUUCGAAACCGAGAAUUGAUCAUGUCCUCAUUUUUAGAAAUCAGCAAAACUAAGCACCUAAUGGCAGCUCCAACAGUGCCGAACAUAACGGUGUCUGUCUGUAAAGAGAAGAAUCCUAAAGUGUUGACUGCAAGGUUGCUCCUACUGGAAAACCAGAUUGAAAACUCAGGCUUGGAACAAAGUUCCUACACGGUUGAACUGGUGAUGAAGUUUGUAGCCCCAGCUCUGACUCACACUGCACGGGACGUGAGGGAUGCGGCUAUAAAGAUCACCCUGCUCAUGUACAAACAGUAUGGGGACCCUGUUAGGAAGCACCUACCUAAGGACGAACCAAUCUUGAGGAAGAAACAGCUGAUCUGGAAGAAGAUAUUCGAAUCAUUUGAUGAGAUAGACGGGAAACCUGUCCACAAGCCAAACGAGCCGACAGCUGAAGACAAGAAAGCUGCUCAAGUAGCCGCCCUGAAAGCCGAGCUAGCCUCACUUCGGGAGAUGGCUGCUGGAGCUAACAUAGACGUGCCGGAAGAGUUGAAGGAAGGUAACGAACACAUGAAAAUGAAACCUGGUGGGAUCAAGAAGAAGAAGAAGAAGGCUCCUCCGGGGAAACCCGCUCCAAUAGCAGAAGAGAAGCCCGGAGAGCCGGAAAUAGAGGAUACACUAGACAAGACCUGCAUGUUCUGUAACGAGCACAAUGAGAAGUUCAACGCUGAGACUCUAGACGUUCACUUCUGGAGAUCCUGCCCGAUGUUGAGCAGGUGCUCGCACUGCUCACAAGUAGUGGAGAUAGCCGGCACCACCACUCACCUCCUGACGGAGUGCACUGCCCAGGAGAAGUUCCAGCCUUGUAAAGACUGCCAGCUAGCGGUGGAGACCGGGACAGAUCACACGUGUUCAGUGCAGCCGGGGGAGGGGGAGACGCUGUGUCCGCUGUGUAUGGUGUCAGUGAAGGAUGGAGAGGAGGGGUGGCGGCAGCACCUCAUGAGUGCUGAUGGGUGUAGGAGUAACUCGAGGAGGGAGCAGAAGAAAUAGAUUUGUUGGCACACUGCCAGUUGGCACACAGAUUUUAUUCAUUUUAUGUGUCAUGUGGGGUGAAGUAAUUUGUAAGGUGUACAUAUCGCAUGUUGUUAGGAGGUCGAGAGAGUUUGGAGUUCAGAAAGACAGAUUCAGGCAGUUUUGGGAGUAGUUAUUGCCUCUCCUGGCAUGGACAGAUUUUAUCUUAUUUAUAACAAUUAUAAGGAAUUUAAUAUUACUAUUCAGAAAUUGUUAGGAAGAAUGUUUAGUUUCAGAGUUCAGAUGUAGUAGUGUUAAAGAGUUGGCUGAGGGCCAAGUUCAGAUGUAGUGUUAGAGAGUUGGCUGAGGGCCAAGUUCAGAUGUAGUGUUAGAGAGUUGGCUGAGGGCCAAGUUCAGAUAUUGUAGUGUUAGAGAGUUACUAGAUACACUGGCUAAGGGCCUGUGUUUGUGAAGGUGAUUUAUAUGAUGUACAGAUUAAUUUGAAUUUUUAUGCAUGAAAGUUUCUUCGUGAAAUACAGCACUAUUAUUACAUAUAUUAUAUACGACAUGGUUCAAUAAAAUAUAUUCAAAACUCUAAUGAGUAUUUAUUCUGGGGAUUUAAAUGUUUUCUUCAAAAUGUAUUCCGUUUUACCGAAUAUUUAUGUUUGUUAUAUUAUAUAUAUGGCCAUGGUCCACAUUUUAGAGGGCGCAACGAAUAUUUUCGUGACAAUUUUCAUUCGACCAGAAGCUUUUCUAAACGACCAGAAGCUCACUUGAAUUUACACGGAAAGAACUGAGCUCAUGUUUAUUAGGAAAUGAGAAUGAAAUAUCGCCAUGUAUACAGUCACGGAUAUUCUUUGUUUCCUCACAUAUUUAAAGCAAAACUGAUUUGAUAGGGUUUAUAUAAACGUAACGCAGUGCUGUAAAGUACCAUAGCUAUUGAUUUUAAACAUGAAAAUACUUUCUACACCCAUAUUUAAAGCUUAUUACAAUUAUUAUAAUUUAUUAUAAUUUAUUAAAUAGCUUACUUUCCUUGAACUCAUGCAGAAUUUAGUACAAUAUUCGGCAAACUUGAUUCUUUAUGUCAUUUCUGUUUUUCCACGUUCUUCCACAAGAUUGUAUCUAUAAAAUUUAAGCUAUUUGAUAAGUCUGAAGGAAAGUGAGAAAAUUAGAAGAGAUGUGUUUUCCCAGUGUCUUGUUAGAAAUUUGUAUUUGUACUAUUGUAAAAAUAUA
Molecule: messenger RNA, 3738 nt
Organism: Bolinopsis microptera
Lineage: Eukaryota; Metazoa; Ctenophora; Tentaculata; Lobata; Bolinopsidae
Product: centrosomal protein of 104 kDa-like
Exons: 1
Coding region: 1-2544 (847 amino acids)
Cellular component (GO): cilium
Source: RefSeq, a predicted model, not a curated record